GUGUUUCGAGGGAGUGGCCGUAUCGGUGACAGCCGUGUGCAAAAGGCACACAAAGGUUGCUAGGUCCGAGCGGCCACAACAACAUGACAGUUGAGUACACUUAGAGUCACGGAAAGUACCUGUGCCUUUUUUUCUUCAGACCUACGAGAGGUGCAGUCAUGAGCUACCCACCUCCGCAAGCAGGCUAUCCUCCCAACCAGCAAGGUGGCUACCCCCCUCCACAAGGGGGUGGUUACCCCCCUCCACAACAGGGGGGCGGUUAUCCUCCACCACACCAGCAAGGCAACUUCGCCCCUAACCAGCCAGGAGCUGUCCAACAUCAACCUUGGCAGCCCAACUCAGGCCAGAGCGACCAGCCCGGAUACACUGGCGAUGACGUCCCCGACUCGGAUCCGGAAGACAACGAGGACGCUGCUGAUGACCACGGACCGGACCCAGACAUCGGCAAGCUGGGGGGUGUGCAGGGAUACGAACAAGUGGGGCUGAACGACUGGGUUCCACCUCCACCCCAGUAUGUACCUCCUGAGAACUACACCAAACCUCCGGAGCAGUAUGCUGAGGGUGCCGGGCUGACACAACAGGAGGCCAGAGAUGCCAUGUUACAGUUUGUGGCAGAACACUGCUGCUACGGCAAGAAACCUGCAGAGGAACAUGUCAUCAAGGCGAUCAAGCCCUCUACUGCCUUCCAUUACACUAUGGAAAGCUUCCUUGAGAGCAGAUCUACCAAAUGGGUGCAUGAACCAUACCGAGGCCAAAUCAUUGAUGGUCCACAGAACGGGUACCCACCCGGCCCCUGGGAUAUUGCCUGCACCGCUGGUCAGUUUUUCAAUGAUGAGGUCAGGCUCAUUGAAGUGCCACACACGGCUAAAGUACAGAGUUGCCACUCUUGUUACGGCCGUGGCUUCAAGCGCUGCCCUCGCUGCCAUGGCAGGGGAAGGGUUCGCUGUUCCACUUGCCAUGGGAGUGGACACAGGACAAGGUAUGACCAUCAGACAAAACAGCAUCGCAGGGAGACCUGUCACUGGUGCCACGGGUCAGGACGGAGAAGGUGUAUCAGGUGUGGAGGAGAUGGCAGGGUGACAUGUGGUGUGUGCCAGGGCUGCCGAGAUCUGAAGUGGUACAUUCAGCUUACUGUCAACUUUAAGAACAUGGUGUCUGAUCAUGUGACAGAGAGGACUGACAUGCCAGAUGAGCUCAUCAAAGAUGCAGGAGGGCUGGUCAUCUUCCAACAGACUCUCAUCAGGGUGUGGCCGAUCACUCACUUCACCGACCAGGACGUGAAUGCCAACUCCCAGAGCCUGGUGCAGUAUCACACCUCCACCUACGAGAGGGCUGGAAGGAUCUUACAACAGCGCCACACCCUGAGGAACGUCCCCGUGUUUGAGAUAGACUACAACUGGCAGGAGGUCAACACUCGCUACUGGGUGUACGGGAACGAGCACCGCGUCCACGCGCCCGAUUACCCGCAUCAGUGCUGCUGGGGCUGUGUCAUCCUGUGAAAUGGAGGGUGCACAGGAAAGGAACUUAGUGUCCAUGUUUUGAUGGGAAUUCAAGUUGUUCCCAUUGUCACUGUGUACAGAAACUCACUUUGAAUCUUAACUAAUCAACAAAACAAGUGAACUUGAUCUCUGUUAUUCACUGAGAAUUACUCAAUGCCACUAUCCAGUUUAUUAUCUGUUUUUGUUAUUAACUCAUUAAUCAUAAAUGAGAUACCUCAGUUGCACUGUUACUACAUUUGUGUACAUGUAAUUAGGUUGCUUGUUGGAAUACAUAUUGGUAUGCAUACAUGUCAUCAUUAAUUAAACCACUUUGUGGCAUUACAUACCACUCGGAUUUGUACAGAAGAAUAUAAGCUGCAUACCUGGGUAGAUUGAAAAUGAAUUCCACUUCAGAGACCUACGUGCCUUACAUGUAAAUAUUUGUAUCAUUGGAAAUGAGUUCAUUUCCAGUUUGUGCCAAUUUGGUUUUGUGAUACUUCUCAGAAAGAUAUCUUAGCCAGUUCUUUAGACAACAUUGUGUCAAAAUACAAUUAUUGUAAUCACUUAGUGUUCAGUCUAGGAUAUGUAUAAAAUGCAUACAAGCCGUACACAUACACGUCUCACUGUUGAAGUAUACGUGUGCUACAGAUUUUCCACCUUUUUUUCACAAAAGACCUGGCCAUCUCUCUCCAUAAUGUACAGACUUUAUAAUCAUCAUGAUGUUUUUUGCAAGCAAAUGCAUGUACUGUAUGAUGAUGUAAAUAUGAGUCAGACUUGCUUCAAAAUGCAUUAUUUCUAUAUGACAGUAACGUUACUCAGAUGUCAGAGUUUUUCUAUUUUUGUGUGUUUGAUUUUACAAGUUUGUGACUUAUUGAUAAUACUUGUCUUAAGCCAGUAUCUCACUGAACUGUGGUACACUGACAGCCUAAAAUGCUGUGUCUUAAAUUGGAUUUAUGUUAACCUAAGCCUUUAUAAUGGGAAUGUCAUGCAAAUCGUAAAGGUAUGGCUAGAAAGCCAACAGAACACACAAAACGUAAAAAGAUUUGUUUUGAAUAAAAUUUGUUCUGUGAAAUUGAUUGGUGACCACACCGAGGUUGCCAAAGUGCCACACCACAAUACAGUACAGUAAACUACAUUUCCUUGUGUUAUUUAGCAGGUUUUUAAUGAAUUAAAUUGAAUCGACUAACACAAUAUUUGAACAAGUGUCUUCAUUUCCACAAUUACAACGCCAAGCAAAACCUAUGUUUGAAGUGCAGUGAUUAUGUACCACAAACUCACUGUAAACAAUCAUACUGUGCUUUCAGAUAUAACGUUAAGCAGUGGCAUUUUUAAAAUCCAUCUCUUAAAUACAGAUAACGUUAUGUAACGUUAUAACAUACAUAGGUUCUAUUGUUUAUACAUACAUGAAAGAAAUCAAUCUUUUAUGAGGAUGAAAUAAAGACUUUUGAAUGAAUACUAA
This is a messenger RNA of Branchiostoma floridae (Florida lancelet), 2937 nucleotides long. RefSeq names its product protein SSUH2 homolog. NCBI's taxonomy places the organism in Eukaryota, Metazoa, Chordata, Leptocardii, Amphioxiformes, Branchiostomatidae. The transcript has 13 exons. The coding region runs from base 159 to 1499 and encodes 446 amino acids. The record is from RefSeq and is a predicted model, not a curated record.